AUGGUUGCCAAAAAUCCUCGUAAAUCACCUAAGAAACGUAAAGAACUUCCAGUUGCUGACUCCCUAUGGAUCUCACGAUCAAUUGCUACUAGAUACAGCGACAUCCACACUAUUCCCAAAGUGAUGGAUUUGAUAACCCAAUAUAAUUUUAGAGCUGACGCGAAGAUGUCUCGCCUUUCUGAAGACGAUAUUCUCCGCUUCCGCCGCGAGCAACAGGCGUUGAAGAAAAAGCAAUCUCCUGCCAAGUCUCUAACCGAACCUGAAGGGAGUCACUCUGAGACGGAGAAGAAUCCCGCCCCAAAAAGAAGGAAGAAAAACCAAAGUUCGGAAAAGGCUGCUGAGAAAGCCACCAUUCAAACUCCGCUGGAAAAAUUCACAACCAAAGGGGCGAACCAAUAUGGUUCCUCAAGCGCUCCACCUCCCUCGUGGAAGAACGAACUGAAAGAAUUCGAGGACAUGACUUCAGAAGAAAUUACUUCCUUAUGGGAUUCCCGCAUCAACUUCAACUCUCUUGUGGAGACCAACCUUGUAUUUGAAGCUGAUAAGGAAAAGAUGAGGAAAGUUGGGCUUCAAGAAGCCUGCCAGGCCGUCAUGACUAAAAGUUUGGAAAUUGCUGCCAUUUCCAAGAUGAUAGAAAUUGAGUCCAGCCACUUUGAUGGGCUUUCUAACGCUAAGAAGCUGGAAGAUAGAGAAAAAGAAAAUGAAAAGCUGAAGUCCACAAUGAAGUUGUUGGAAAAAUCUAACAAAGCCAACGAGAAGAAAGCCGCUGACCUGGCUUUAGAACUUGAAAAAUUGAAAAAGACUGUGGAAGAAGGUGAAGCCUUACUGAAGGCGAAGGAAGAAGAAACACAAAAAUUGAAGGAAGAGGCGAACUCCUUGGCCUCGGAAAAACAAAUUUUGAACAAGACUGUUGAUGAUCUUACUGCCGAAACGGCAUCUUUGAAAGCCUCCAUUCUUUCCCAACUUGAGGCUGGUUUUAACAAAGCUAAGGAGCAAAUCUUGUUCCUAAAUCCUGACGUGCCUAUCAAGACUGAAGGCGCCUUUGCAUUUUGA
Lotus japonicus is the source of this 1053-nucleotide messenger RNA. RefSeq lists its product as uncharacterized. Bases 1 to 1053 code for a protein of 350 amino acids. The record is from RefSeq and is a predicted model, not a curated record. Lineage: Eukaryota; Viridiplantae; Streptophyta; Magnoliopsida; Fabales; Fabaceae. The transcript is spliced from 3 exons.